Pantherophis guttatus is the source of this 837-nucleotide messenger RNA. The record is from RefSeq and is a predicted model, not a curated record. NCBI's taxonomy places the organism in Eukaryota, Metazoa, Chordata, Lepidosauria, Squamata, Colubridae.
AAAGCAAGAGGGAUCCAUAAGAUCCACAAGUCGGGCCCGACCUCAUCAGACGAGGCAACCACUCAAUCCGAGUCUGAUGAGGAAAUGGCCGUCCACAAGGUGUCCCGCCCCCCCAGGCGGGAAAACCCACAGCAUGGCGACCGGGGAGAGCGAUGCGGCAGCUGCAGAGGCGACCACCCCAGGGCAAACUGCAGAUGGAGGGACGCGACCUGCCGCCGAUGCCUGAAGAGGGGCCACAUCGCCGAGGCCUGCAGAGCCACAGACCCAGCCCCGGAACCGCCCAGACCACGAUUCCGGGAAAAUCGCAAAGAUAACCAGAGGACAUCCAAACGGUCCUCAAACCAGUCCCGGCGCGGGGAGGAGGAAUAUCCCCGAAACAGAACGGUGCACCAGACCACCACCAUUGCUCACACAAGCGACGAGGGGACCACCAAGUUCCACGUGACGCUGCUAGCAGAGGGGUCUCCGUGCAAGAUGGAGGUAGACUCCGGAUCCGCCUACUCCAUCAUGGACUGGCAGCACCUACAACAGCUGAAACCGGCAUACAAAAGGACCCAGCUGAAAACCCCGAAAGCGAGACUUGUGGACUUCAACGGAAACCCCAUUGAAAUCCUAGGCAGAGCCACCAUCCACGUGAAGUACAACGACUUCGACGGAAAGCUACCCAUCACCAUCGUGCAGCACAGCCGACCGAACCUGUUGGGUGUGGAGUGGUUCAAGCCGCUAGGACUUUCACUUCAGGGCAUCCACGAGAUCCGCAGGGACGAACUCGACUCCAUCAUCGAAGAGUUCAAAGAAGUCUUCGAUGAAAGCCACAGUUGCUGAGCCACUCCACCG